Messenger RNA from Sus scrofa (pig), 4091 nucleotides. It is a transcript of the gene ZNF783, whose product is annotated as zinc finger protein 783. Gene Ontology annotation, molecular function: DNA-binding transcription factor activity, RNA polymerase II-specific; RNA polymerase II cis-regulatory region sequence-specific DNA binding. Gene Ontology annotation, cellular component: nucleus. The record is from RefSeq and is a predicted model, not a curated record. Lineage: Eukaryota; Metazoa; Chordata; Mammalia; Artiodactyla; Suidae. Gene Ontology annotation, biological process: regulation of transcription by RNA polymerase II.
CACGUGGCUCGGACGCAGCUCGCGGCCGCCCGGCAGGACCUCCGAGGCUGGGCGGCUCCGCUCCGCCGCCGCCGCCAGCGCCGCCGCGCCGCGCGGGGCCCGACAGGCCGUGCGGGACAAGAGCCGCCGGGACGGGGACGCGGGCAGCCAUGGCCGAAGCGGCGCCCGCCCUGGCUCCAGAGAGGGACAAGCAGCCAGGGGAAGAAAGGCCCUCGACGCCGUCUCCAUCGCCCCAGUCGGCUGCUGAGAAGGACUCCUACCUUUAUUCCACGGAGAUCACGCUGUGGACGGUGGUGGCCGCCAUCCAGGCCGUGGAGAAGAAGGUGGAUUCCUGCCUGGCCCGCCUGCUGACCCUGGAAGGUCGAACCGGGAUGGCCGAGAAGAAGCUGGCCGACUGCGAGAAGACGGCCCUGGAGUUCGGGAACCAGCUGGAGGGCAAGUGGGCGGUGCUGGGGACGCUGCUGCAGGAGUACGGGCUGCUGCAGAGGCGCCUGGAGAACAUGGAGAACCUGCUGAGGAACCGCAACUUCUGGAUCCUGCGGCUGCCCCCGGGCAGCAAGGGCGAGGCCCCCAAGGUGCCCGUGACCUUUGAUGACGUGGCCGUGUAUUUCUCGGAGCAGGAGUGGGGCAAGCUGGAUGAGUGGCAGAAGGAGCUGUACAAGCACGUGAUGAGAGGCAACUACGAGACGCUCGUCUCCCUGGAUUACGCCAUCUCCAAACCGGACAUCCUCAGCCGCAUGGAGAGGGGAGAGGAGCCUUGCCCUGAAGGCACGUGGGGCCGGGAGGAGGGGCGCCAGAGCGAGGAGGCGCGCCCGCAGAGGCCGGCCGCUGGCCUUGCACCAUGUCCAGAGCACACCCUCAGCCCGGUCAGCCCUGCCCAGGGGGAGCCAAAAGAAGGUCAGACUUCCCAGCACCAGCGAGACUCCGAAGCCAGAGCAACCCCACCCGAAACAAGCGCUGGGCCGCCUGCCAGCACCAGCGUUUUGUCCUCCAUCAAAGAGGAGGAAGAAUCUUCAGAUGGAGAGUCACGGUCCCCUCCCCGGGAUGUCCCGCCCGGCCCAGGGCCAGGUGCCGGCGGUGUGGUCAAGACAGAAGCACAAUCCGAGGACGAGAUGAUGCCUGAGCAGCUCUUCCUGGGGGAGCCCCCGAGGCAGACCAAGUGCAGACUGCCCAAGGGGCCCAGGAGCCGGCCUGGGGGCUCCGGCCGGCCUCCCCCCGGGGGCGUGCCCAGGGUGCGGGCAGGGGACCCUCGGCCCCCAGGGGCGGUGGGCGAGCCACCCCGCAUCCUCCCUCGGCGGCGAGAGCGGGCCUUCCCCUGUCCUGACUGCGGGCAGAGCUUCCGCCUGAAGAUCAACCUGACCAUUCACCAGCGGAGCCACGUGGAGGAGGAGCACAGGCAGAGCCGGGCCGGCUCGCCCACCGGGUGGGGGGACGCCCACUCGGCCCUGGAGCCUGGGGAGGUGGUGGUGCCCGGGCCCGUCAUCCGCUGGCUCCCCGAGGAGCCCGAGGGCCGCCGGGCCUUGGUGGGGCGGAGGCCGGCGGCCGCCAAGCUGUACCACUGCAGCGAGUGCCUGCGCUUCUUCCAGCAGCGCAAGAGCCUGCUGCUGCACCAGCGCCUGCACACGGGCAACAGCCAGGGCUGGCCGGCCUGUCCCUACUGCGGCAAGGCCUUCCGCCGGCCCUCGGACCUCUUCCGGCACCAGCGCAUCCACACGGGCGAGCGGCCGUACCGGUGCCCGCAGUGCGGCCGGGCCUUCAACCGGAACCACCACCUGGCUGUGCACAUGCAGACGCACGCCCGCGGCCAGCUGGGCCCGCACUUCCCCGCGCCCUCGGCCCGCCCGGGGAGCCCCGGCCUGCCGCGGCCCAGCCGCUCCGAGGAGGGCUGAGCCGGCUCCGGGCCUCCUGCCACCUGCCGGCCCUUCCCACGGGCGCCUGACGCUGGCUCUUGCUGGGAUGGCUUUGGGGAGUUUGGGUUUUGUUUCUCAUUCCGCGGCCUUCUGGGUGACAGAGUGUAUGCCUCUGAGCAGAUGUCUCAGUUUCCGGUUUCCUAAGUUUGUCGCUCUUUGCUGCCUUUUCCACAUUCCUGACUUCGAAAGGCUCCUGUAAGGCUCAGGGGAUGCCAGGUUUGGUGGGGGCCUCUGACAGGGACCAGGGACAGGCAAGAGGACCAGGGGUCCCUGCCUUUCCAAUAGGGGCCGAUAGAGACAUUGAGGGCCUGGGCUUGAAUUCGCACACGGAGGUCUGGCCUUGCGUCACAACGAGGAGCCACAGAGUGGACAGACAGGCUGAAGACCAGGCUCUGGAGAUUAGUGGCUGUUACUCUGAAACUUUGUUUUCUUUCUGUGGAGUUUGGCUAAGUGCUUUUGUUAAGUGUUGCGUGUGGUUGUCAAGGGGACCGAGAACUCCUGAAGGGCAGGCCUUACUCGCCACCUGCCCGUGUGUGGGGUGGCGGGAGCGCUCUCCAGACCAGCCUGGCUGCUGCCCCGGAAAGCAGGGCUCUUCCCAGGUGUGUGUCGCUUGGUCCAGAGUGAUUCCUGAAUCAUCGUCCUUCCGCCCGUGCAUGCUUCAGCCCGCGACUGACUCUGCUUAUCAGCUGAGAGCCAGACGGAGGCCAGGAGUGGACGACACCUCCCCGCCGUCUCGGUGUUCGUGGGUGUGCACACUGCAGGCUGAAGUGAGCCUCCCCCUGACGUGGGGGCGGUGGGCGGGUCAGAUGCCGGGUGGGCCCACACAGUGCCUCCUUGGGAGGAAGAUCCGGGUCUGGGCGAGGCCGGUCGGCCAGCCUGGGACAUGGGUUUCCAGGCCUGCCUUGCCACCGUAAAGGAGGGCCUGUCUUCUGGAACUCGGGGUCAUGGCAGAGUUGGAGCAGGAGAUCUAGGUGAACGUUAACCGCCUCCAGCCACACGUUCCUCGUCCGUGGAAGGUGGUAAACCCCAGCGCCUCCUACCUCACCUCGUGUCGCCAGGGUCAUCACAGAUUUAGAGGCAACGGGCACAUAGGAAGCCUGGUUUUGACCUUCCUUUCACGUUCAGAGCCCCCUUUCUCUUCCAUGUUGAUCUCCACCCCUUUUCCUAGUCAGAAUCACUCAAGAAGAACCUUUCUUUCUGGAGUGAAAAGUCCCACGGGUGCCAAGUGAGGUAAGACUUUCCCCUUGGGCUGUACUGCCCAGGAGCCCCAUGUACCUCAGUGGAACAGACUCUUACCAAAGCAGUGAUGUCCAGACGGGAGGCCCCAGCAGUAGCAUCGGGCCUCAUGGAGAAGCCUUGAUGGCAGCUAGCUUCUUGUGCCUCUUAGAUCGAACCACUUCGGGUGCUACCUGUUAUAGACCAGCCCCUGGUUUGGGUGAUUUUUGAAGCUGGAGUGAUGGGUCCUCAGCUCUCUGAUUGUCUAAUUUGUCUGGCACUCUUUGAAGUUUUCAGGCCUCCUGGCUGAACCACUUCCUGUUGCCCCCUGACCCUCACACGUCUCCUAAAGUCGUGAACCGAGUUGGGGGCAGAUGGGUAUGUUGCUAUCACCUCUGGGGUGAGGGCGAGUACCCACGUCGGUGACAGCUCAGCUUCCCUGGUGUGCUGCUGUGGACUCUGCUUGCUGGGGGCCCCACAAGUCAGGGCUGGGCUGUCAGCAAGUGUUCAGACAGGAUGUUGUGCUAGUGUAGCUGCUGAGAGUUUAACCCUCAGCUGCAAAAGCUAGUCUCAGGUGUUUCCUUGGGGAUGCUCAGGGCUCAGAGUUUCUAGGCCUUCUAAUGCGAAAUGCCCUGUGUAAAUACACAAGCUCUAACAGAAGGAGCAAUUGCCAAGCACUGGUGCUCCCCUUCCAAAGCAUUUUUUGUGCCAGGCUCCCAGCUAGUCCUUGUGAGUUUGCCGGGCACGAACAAGUGUGCAAAGGACGUUCUUUACACUGAGUCAACACAGGCUGCGGAGCCUGGGAGAGGCUGGAGCCUAGUUUGGGCCCAGACUCACUCCCAGCUCUGGGUCGCGGCUUCGUCAUUUGUAAAACAAAGUUGGGAUUCUGGUGUUAAAGGCCCUCAAGAACUGACAGGGGCAGAACCUUGACCCGAUCAGUGCUAUAAAUAAAUAUGUUGUACUCGA